This is a messenger RNA of Felis catus (domestic cat), 3936 nucleotides long. RefSeq names its product NSF attachment protein beta (gene NAPB). Bases 207 to 1043 code for a protein of 278 amino acids. Gene Ontology annotation, molecular function: soluble NSF attachment protein activity; syntaxin binding. The record is from RefSeq and is a predicted model, not a curated record. Gene Ontology annotation, biological process: synaptic transmission, glutamatergic; regulation of synaptic vesicle priming; SNARE complex disassembly. Gene Ontology annotation, cellular component: vacuolar membrane; synaptobrevin 2-SNAP-25-syntaxin-1a complex; terminal bouton. The transcript is spliced from 11 exons. Lineage: Eukaryota; Metazoa; Chordata; Mammalia; Carnivora; Felidae.
CUGGGCUCUGGGCAAAGUGCACUUCCCCUCCCCAUUGAGUGUGUCCUGGCCCUUAGCUGACUUUGACUGGGGGAGCAAGUGCAAGGGGGUGUGCACUCUACCCAAGUGGAAGCUGCAGGGGCUAUCCCUUGCUUCUGCUGUGGUUUUUCUCUGUCAUAAGAGUACACUAGAGAGAGGGCUGCAUUCAGAAUAGAGAGACAUGACACAUGGAGAAAAAACCAGCACCAUCAGCCUGCAAUAACAGAGGAAACACAAAAAUAGAAGAGGCUUGUGAAAUGUAUACCAGAGCUGCAAAUAUGUUCAAGAUGGCAAAAAAUUGGAGUGCUGCAGGAAAUGCAUUUUGUCAGGCAGCCAAGCUCCACAUGCAGCUUCAGAGCAAGCAUGAUUCUGCCACCAGCUUUGUGGAUGCUGGGAACGCUUACAAAAAGGCAGACCCUCAAGAGGCUAUCAACUGCUUAAAUGCAGCCAUCGACAUUUACACAGACAUGGGAAGGUUUACGAUUGCAGCCAAGCACCACAUCACCAUUGCAGAGAUCUAUGAGACUGAACUCGUGGACAUCGAGAAGGCUAUCGCACAUUAUGAACAAUCAGCUGAUUAUUACAAAGGGGAAGAAUCCAACAGUUCAGCUAACAAGUGUCUGCUGAAAGUGGCAGCGUAUGCCGCCCAGCUGGAGCAGUACCAGAAAGCCAUCGAGAUCUACGAGCAGGUUGGGGCAAACACUAUGGAUAAUCCUUUGUUGAAGUACAGUGCAAAGGACUACUUCUUUAAAGCAGCCCUCUGUCACUUCAUAGUAGAUGAGCUGAAUGCCAAGCUUGCUCUUGAGAAGUAUGAGGAAAUGUUUCCAGCUUUUACUGAUUCAAGAGAAUGUAAGUUAUUGAAAAAACUUCUAGAAGCUCAUGAAGAACAGAACAGUGAAGCUUACACUGAAGCAGUGAAGGAAUUUGACUCAAUAUCUCGCUUGGAUCAGUGGCUUACGACCAUGUUGCUUCGUAUCAAAAAGUCCAUCCAAGGGGAUGGAGAAGGAGACGGGGACCUAAAGUGAACAUUAUGUCUUUGUGGCAUGCAGCUGACUCCUCUUUAGUUUCAUGUUAGGGCCACAUGAUCUUUAUGGGAUGCCCAUUUAAUGGCUUAAUUCUUUGCAUAUGAGCCAAACCAUGUGUGUGUGUAUGUGUAAGCUCCCUGUGUUUGUCUUUGUGAAGCAGACAGCUGGGAAGGUCCUGUGCGUAUCGUAGGUGUGAUAGGCUAUUCCAUGCUCACUGGAGCCCCCACGGUUUUUUGAGAACCACUUCACAAUCUUAUUCCUAUCAUUUUGAUAUUUGCAGAGCCCAUGUUUAACUUUGCCACGUAUUUUUAUGUCAUUUUCUUGGACUGGAGUACCAAACCUAAUCAUGGUAAUAGAUGCUUUGCCUGUUUUCUAUAAAUUCGUACCUGGAUGUAUUCUCUAAAUGUACAUGUUUAGUUCAGGAUGGCUGUUAGGAAUGAGUUUUAUGACUUCACUUAUUAGAAAUUGUUUAUUUGUUGUUGUGAUUCUUAUGAUGGUGCUAGUGACCAGUGUGUUUGCUUUUUAUAUUGUUGUAUUUGCUGAUGUGCAUGCGGAAAUUCAGAACAUCCAGGGUCUGUCAGCAGCGCUGACUUACGUUGUGAGAAAAGGGAGCUUCCUGGCAGGGCUUGCUUACGUGUAUGGGUGGAUGUCAGGGUGAGUUUGACCAAUUUGUACUCACUCACACAUGUAAGAUCUAUAAGAAACAAUUUUUCCUUUUCCUGGAAUUUGUUUCCACUUUUUGUUGGGGUGGAAUCCUUUCUUUAUAUUCACAUAAAUGUGAUUCAAUUGGCAUGUCCCUUUUAUUUUCAUGUUCAGAUACUUGCCCACGUUGAGACGGUGCCUGCUGUGCCCCCGCCAUGUGAUUCCUCAUCCGAGCUGGGGUUUAUCUAGGUCAGAGCUUGAGAGAACAGUCAUUAUUUUACCCAUUUGUUGAAUGUGUUGGGUUAGGUGGGGUAAGUAUAGGUACAGGGGUUUACUGUGUGUCCAGUUAGGGAAGAAGGCCAACCAGCUUCUGAGGAGGAUCGAUUUGCCUCUCGGUUGAUGGAGUUGUUUGAGCUUGUAUAUUUUAAUUUAGUUGUAUCAUUUUGGUUUACAUAAUAUGUGCUCUAAUGACUUAUAAGCUUACAUUCUGUGGCUUUAGACAUGCUCUUAUUUCCUGAAUCUUCUCUGUGCGUAUUCUUAUGCUUAAAUCACUUAAGUUUGAUAUGCAUUUGUUCCUAGACUAGUUUAGGGGUCUUUCUAAAUUAUGCUGCUGUCAUUAAAUACAGAUAACGAAAUUCCCCAUGUUAGGUCAGACAGUAACUGGAAUUUGAAGGGUGUUUUCAUUUUUAGAUGUCCCUCAGCUGGGAUUGGUAGGCUUUGGCUGGGCAGAAGUAGAGGGUGUGGCCAGUCCAGGGGCUGAGAGAGAAGGAAGGCAUAGGGGUGGUAAGCAGGUUGGGCUGGGAUGAAGGAGAACAUAGCAAGAAAGGAAGUUGGAAAGGGCCAGCUGAGUCCUGGUGGUGGAGGCUGUCCUUCAGGUGGCUGAGGAUUUCCUGGCUGCAGUUGUGGGGUCACCUGUGCACGGUAGCCUGGUGGGGAGGAAGGUCAGUGAUGGCUAGAGAGGAAGGUCAGAAGCCAUGGUACACUCUUGCCUUUGGCCCUGAAAUCUGAUGAGUGUUCCUUCCUUCCUCCAAAGGUCUGGGAUUCUUAGAAGAAAGAGGGCUAUCACGGUACAAUUGAGAACAUGACCCAUUUGCUACUUUCUUCACUUCCUAUUGGAAUCUCUUAAUGAAGAAAUGAUUUGCACAGAGUGGUUUCCUAUGCUCAGUCUGUUCCACAGCCAGCUGAAUGCACUUGUGUGAAAGUGAGGCAUGGUGAGUGCUUUCCUAGCCUGUGUCCUCAGGCUGUGAGUCUGUCCCACCUGGAGAGCAUUUAAAUCCUACCUGCCAGGUGCUUGUUUAAUCACUAGUGUGAAGGUUUGUUUCACUUGUUAAAAGGACCUUCUGGCCUGACCACUUGAAGUAAGAACAAGAUGAUUUCUCUUAAGGCGAUUCCUUUCCCUGCGCUCAUGCCCCCGACAAGCCCUAUCUGAGGAAGUGGUGUGGUUUGUGAAAACAGUUGGAGAGUUGCUUAUUUUUAUUGAAGUAAACAAGUAAACGGGGAUCAGUGGCUGAGUUAAUUUUCUGUGUUUAAUAUUUACAUGAAAAGAGUUAAAAUAAUUGUAAUGGCUAGAACAGAACUGCCAGAAAAUAAAAGGAAAAUGAGAACAGUCCUGUUAACAUUAUCCAAACUUCCUUCUUUUGAAAUGUCCCAUCAACGUCGGGUAGUACCAGGACUGAGGCCCGAGUUAGUUUUCAGGGGUUACAGAAUAUUCUUUAUGAACAAAAUAUAAUGAGUAUUUAUGUUCCAGCUCUUGUAUUUUAGCAGAUCGGGGGGUUAGUUCAUAGUCUGAGUCAGUCACAAUUUCUUACAGGAAAGCUUUGCUUUUUGUGGCAACAUUUUUAUAUAGCUUAUGUGAGUUCCUCCUUUUUUUAUUUAAUGAUUUGAAAACAGUAUUUUUGCACAGUUGUGACCGUGCGUGAUGACAUCCCUGUAACCAAAGUGUGUGCAUUUAUUGUAUCCUCUGAUACUGUGCAUUUAAAAUGUCCAAAUGCAAACCUUUGUGGCUUCCGUCGGAGGACCCGGCAGCACGGCAUGCCACCCGCGACCCGCCUGCCCACAGUGCGAGCUGUGGACCAGAGCAGGCUCCCGCCACCACGUGCUGAGCCGGCCAUCGCGGGGUCUCCUCCCUUGAGCUCUCGGGUGGAGGAUUAUAUUAUGAAAACUAACCGUGUGACCAUCACUCUACCUUAGCAGAAAGAGUGUGUAUGUUUUACAUCACCCUGUACAGAAAAUAAAGUGGAAAUUAUGAAUA